Talpa occidentalis (Iberian mole) is the source of this 4414-nucleotide messenger RNA. It is a transcript of the gene GPRASP2, whose product is annotated as G protein-coupled receptor associated sorting protein 2. Lineage: Eukaryota; Metazoa; Chordata; Mammalia; Eulipotyphla; Talpidae. The transcript is spliced from 4 exons. The coding region runs from base 607 to 3183 and encodes 858 amino acids. The record is from RefSeq and is a predicted model, not a curated record.
UGCUCCUCUGCGGCGGCCAGAAUUGCGGCGUUUGUUGCCGGAGGAGCCGUCCCUCGGCCAGCGGCGAGCUUGGCGCGGCUCUGUUGGGUCCCGGAGCUCGAGGGGCAGGGAGUCCGCCUGCGGGAGCACCGCGGAGAGAAGCGGCGGCGGCUGUUGCAGGAGGCCUGCUUUAAGACUCCUCACUUCUGCAAGGAAGGAAAGGAAGAGAAGACUGGCUCAGCUCUCUGGAGGACGGGCUGCCCUCUGCUGUGUGCUUACUACCACCGGAACAAAGAAAGGAGGGGGAAAUUGCACCCCAUCAGUGCAGAGCCACUUCCAGCUGCAGCUCAGUUGAUGUUGGACUUGCUGCUGACCCGCCCUCAACAGGUCUGCACCCAUUCUGGAACCAUCCAUCCUCUCUGAGAUUGCUUGUGCCUCAUCUUCUCUCUGUAUUGUUGGCUGAGUUUGGGCUUGAACAGGUGACUGACUGGCUGCUGAAGUGGUGAUUGACUCAAUUUCUUAUUUCCAACUUGAAUAAUUGAGCAAUCCGAAAGUGAAGAACAAAACUGUGAUACAUCUGUGGUAGAGACUGAGACUGGUAUAGGGGUAUCCUCUGUAAUUUGAACCAUGACUGGGGCGGAGAUUGAGCCUGGUGCCCAGGCCAAAACUGAAAAGAAGCCUGGAGAAGAGGCAGGAGGUGGGGCUGAGAGAGAGAAUGAGGCCCCAAUGGUGGUCAGACCCAAGGUUCGGACCCAGGCUCAAGUAAUGGCUGGGGCAAGGCCCAAAACUGAAUCUAAGACUAUGUCUGGGGCAAGGCCCAAAACUGAGGCCCAGGGAAAGACUGGAGCAAGGCCUAAAACUGAGGCCCAGGGAAAGACUGGAGCAAGGCCCAAAAGCGAGGCCCAGACAAUGCCUGGGGCAAGACCUAAAACUGAAUCCCAGGCAAUGUCUGGGGCAAGACCCAAAACUGAGGCCCGGGCAGUAGGUGGAGCUCGUCCUAAGACUGAUGGCAAACCAAUGCCUGGGGCGAGGCCCAAGGAUGAAGCUCAGGCUUGGGCCCAGACUGAGUUUGGGGCUGAAGCCAUAUCACAGACAGAUGGUGAUUCCCAGAACAAUUCUGUAACCUGGCCACUGGUUAGUUCUGAGUCUGGGUCAAUUGCCAAACCUAUGGCCCUAUCUGUGGAUAGAGAACUGGUCAAUGUGGAUGCUGAUACCUUUCCUGGCUCCCAGGUUCAGACAGUAAUCCAGCCCUGGUUUGGUUCUGGGGAAGAAGCUAAUAUGGGGUCUUGGUGCUACCCCAGGUCUAGGACCAGAGAGGAGGCCUCUAAUGAGUCUGGAUUUUGGUCAGCAGAUGAGGCCUCUACGAUGUCUUCUUUCUGGGCUGGAGAAGAGGCUAGUAUCAGGUCUUGGCCCAGGGAAGAGGCCAAUACAAGGUCUCGGCAUAGAGCUAAACAUCAGCCUAACCCCAGAUCCAGACCCAGAUCCAAGCAAGAUCCUUAUGUUGACUCCUGGUCUGGAUCUGAGGAAGAGUCUGGCAACCCAUUCUGUUUCUGGACUGGAGAAAACACAAAUAACUUGUUCAGGCCCAGAGUCAGGGAUGAGGCAAAUAUCAGGCCCAAACUUAGGUCAAAGAGAGAGGACUUCUUUGAAUCGGAGUCUGAGGAUGAGUACUAUAAGGAGUCCUGGUUUCUACCUGGAGAAGAGGCUAAUAGUCGAUUCAGGCCCAGAGAUAAGGAAGCGCCUAAUAAUAUCUUGAAGCCCAGGACCCAGAAGGAUGUUAAUAAAGGUGAUAGGGUCAAACAAAAACCCAGGUUUGAGGAGGAAGUCAUUAUUGGGUCCUGGUUCUGGGCAGAGAAAGAGACCAGUAUGGAGGCUGGGGCUUCAGCCCUCUGUGAAUCCAGGCCAGACACUGAAGAGGGGGCCAUUGGUGGGUCCUUGUUCUGGAAUGAGGAAAAUUCCAGUUUGGGGGCUGUGGCCAGAGAAGACACCCGGCCAGAGUCUGAAGAAGAGGCCAUAUUUGGUUCCUGGUUCUGGGACAGGGAUGAGGCCUGCUUUGAUCUAAAUCCCAGUCCUGUGUACAAGGCUGGUCCCAGGUUCAGAGAUUCAGCUGAGGAGGAAAUUAAUGCUUCAUCUAGGCCACAAACCUGGGAAGAGGUCACUGUUGAAUUCAAACCUGGUCCUUGUCAUGGGGUUGGCUUUCCAUCCCCAAACCCCUUUAGAAUUCCCGAAGAAGCAGCAUCUGUAUACACUGAAGUGUUUGAGGAAAAACCCAAGAAUGUGGAACCUACCCCAGAAGGGGAGGCGCAGGAAUCUUUGCUUCCACCUGAUCAGCCUGACCCUGAGUUCCCCUUUCAGUAUGAUCCAUCCUACCGGUCAGUCACAGAAAUUCGAGAGCAUCUUAGGGCCAAGGAGAGCGCAGAGCCUGCCGAUUGGUCCUGCAGCUGCAUACAGUGUGAGCUUAAAAUUGAUUCUGCAGAUUUUGAAGAACUCCUUGUAUUAAUGGACAAAAUUCGCGAUCCUUUUAUUCAUGAAAUAUCUAAAAUUGCAAUGGGUAUGAGAAGUGCUUCUCAAUUUACCCGAAAUUUUAUUCGCGAUUCAGGUGUUGUCUCACUUAUAGAAACCUUGCUCAAUUAUCCUGCCUCUAGAGAGAGAACAAGUUUUUUGGAAAACAUGAUAAACAUGGCCCCACCUUAUCCCAACCUAAACAUGAUUGAGACAUUCAUGUGUCAGGUGUGUGAGGAAACCCUUGCUCAUAGUAUGGGUUCUGCUGAGCAGCUGCUUGGAUUAAGGAUGCUGAGACACCUCACUACAACUACUGACUAUCACUCACUGGUUGCCAAUUUUAUGUCUGGGUUUCUCUCCUUAUUAACCACAGGCAACGCAACAACAAAGUUUCACGUUCUGAGUAUGCUGUUGAAUUUGUCUCAAAAUGCUAAGGUGAUAAAAAAGCUAUUUAGUGCCAAAGCUCUAUCAAUAUUUGUGGCUCUUUUUAACAUACAAGAGAAAAAUGAUAAUAUUCAAAUGGUUGUUAAAAUGUUUCAGAAUAUCAGUAAUAUUAUAAAAAGUGGAACAAUGGCCUUAAUUGAUGAGGAGUUCAGUCUUGAGCCACUUACUUGUGCUUUCCAUCAAUUUGAAAAGUUAGCUGAAGAGCUACAAGUCCAAAUAGACAGUCAAAAUGAUUCUGAGGCAGGACAACCAAGCUAAUGUGAUUAACUACCUGCCUCUGAUCAGCCUUAUGUUCCCAAAGAGCCCUGAGUAGUGCUUUGGUGUUCAGAGUCUGGUUUGAUGUUGUAACUUACAUUUUUAAUGCUGAUGUUAACUUUGUCCAAUUCUUGUUUGAGCUGGAUAAAUUUGUGGAUGCCAAAUGAAUAUUGGAGCUGAAAACGUAUUUGUUGAUACUUGUCUUGCUGUCCAGAUUGCAGUAUUUUUUCGUAUUGAGCUUCUAAAGAACUGAGUCGCUUGUGUAAGCUACCCUGCUAUUCGUUGUUUAAACAUAUGGUUCUCUAUUUGAGUCUGUGUUUUCAAUAAAGUUCUAUGUGAAAGUUGACAGAAGUCACCCUUCUUCAGUUUAUGAUCAAGGCUCAGUACAUUGUGUGCACUGAAAACAUUGAUAAUCAGUAGGACAAACAUACCCUCAUUGGAAAAUCCCAUUUCUGAAGCUUAAGAAGGAAGAGCAUACUGUCAACAACUUUAGAAGAGAGACCCACUCAAAUGGGUCACAAAACGAUAAGAUAAGACAUUUGUUGUUAAACCGUUCUUGGAAGUGAGCGGCAGUGGUGUGAAGAGAAGUACGUAAUUGGAAAAUCUGCCCCAAUAGCAUGGAUGUACCCUGUCUGUUUGGAAUAGGUGAGAAAAGGUCAGUGAGGAUGCAGUUGAAAUGAGGUCAGUUUGGAGAGCUAAGUAAGCCAAAUCUGCACAUCUGCAACUCAUAGUACAGGUGUUGCUUCACUGCCACCUGAAAAGAGAGAGAGGAUAGCACACCAAUUAAAUAUGAAGAGGGUUACCUUUGUGAUCCUGCUCUGAGGAGAGUAUUAAGGAAGUACCAUGCAGCUAUUAAAAAGGUGUAUCGGGCCUCUCUGGUGGCGCAGGCAGUUGAACGCCACACUGUGAGGCUGUCUGCGGCCUCUGCAGCGCGUGUUCAAUACCGGCAGGCCGGCGAGAAUCCCACAUGGCAUGGCAGACCUCUCUUGUCUCGCCUUCUGCUCCCCUCAGCAGUGUAUUUCGUCAGUCUGCCUGUUCUGUUCCCCGCUGUGUCUCUGGUGAAUCCUCUCACCCUCCCGCACCUCUGGCCUGUACCCCGGUUCUUGUAUAAAUAAAUAAAUCUUUUUUAAAAAGGUGUAUAAAUUGGCUUGAGAUGACACUGAUGCUUUUAUAUUCAAUGAAACAAGAAAGGGACACUCGUGGAAAUUUAGACCCCAUUUUUAAAAUGUGUGUA